UCUGAUCUUAAGUCUGAUCUCAUUCUUCCAUCUUUCCUUAACCGAAGCAGAAACAAGAUGGAGUCCACAGAUUUCCCUCUUUAUACAACAUUUGAAAAGCCUUGUCUAAAAAUAACCAGAGGUUUUGCCUGCAUAUAUUUUACUGGAAUUUUGGCUCUUGUUUUCUAUCGCAUUAGUUAUAUGCCAAGAGAAGAUUAUUUUCCAUGGAUUAUGGUGUUUGCUGCAGAGCUGGGGUUUGCCUUCAUUUGGGCAUUAGAGCAGGCCUUCAGGUGGCGACCUGUGACUCGAUACACUUUCCCAGAAAGGCUUUCUGAGAGGUUUGAAAAUGAUCUACCACCUGUUGAUAUAUUUAUAUGUACUGCUGAUCCAAUUAGAGAGCCUCCAAUGAAUGUUGUAGAUACUGUACUGUCCACUCUGGCUCAUGAUUAUCCCACAGAAAAACUGUCAUGUUAUGUGUCUGAUGACGGAGGAUCUGCACUUACCUUCUACGCUCUGUUUGAAGCUUCGAUGUUUGCAAAGAUUUGGGUUCCUUUCUGCCACAAAUAUUUCAUCCAACAGAGGUGUCCAGAUGCAUACUUUUCAGAAAGUGAUGCUCACCAAAAUAAGAGUUUGUUGUUUGCAACUGAGUGGGAAAAGCUCAAGACAAUGUACGAAGAGAUGAAACAUCGUAUAAAUAGCACUGUGGAGACGGGCAUUGUUCCAGAAGCCAUGCGCAAUCGGCAUGAUGGGUUUAGGGAAUGGAGUUCAGGGAUCACUUUGGGAGACCAUCACAGUAUAGUUCAGAUUUUGCUAGAGAAGGGAAAGGAUGGUGGCGUUUAUUUCCCCCGUCUUGUAUAUGUGUCUCGUGAAAAGCGACCUGGAUGCCCACACAAUUUUAAGGCCGGUGCUCUCAAUGUUCUGAUUAGAGUUUCUGCUUUGAUGAGCAAUGCUCCAUUCAUUCUUACAUUGGAUUGCGAUAUGUAUGCCAACAACUGUAAAGCACUUCGUGAAGCUAUGUGCUUUCUCAUGGACCCUCAAACUGGUCAUCAGUUUGGGUAUGUCCAAUUUCCCCAAAGGUUUCAUGGCAUUACAAAAUAUGAUUUGUAUGCCAAUCAUCUCAAGAGAAUUUUCGAUAUACAAGGUAAAGGUAUAGAUGGAGCAGAAGGUCCAAUCUACGUGGGCACAGGAUGUGUGCACCGUAGGGAUGUUCUAUGCGGAAGCGAGCCACAAAAUGUAAUUAAAGCAUCCAUUGAAUCUGCAAAUUUAGAAGUGGAAAAAGAAUGUUCAUCCGAGAUAUUAAAUAAGGCAACGACACUUGCCAGUUGCACUUACGAGGAGAACUCACUUUGGGGCAAAAAGGGAGGUAUUAAGGAUAAACUUCUUAUUGAGAGGAUUGUUGUUAGGGAUGGAGUUCCUAGUAUUGAUGAUAGCAAUGAUAGGGAAAUGGUCAAAUAA
This is a messenger RNA of Cryptomeria japonica (Japanese cedar), 1434 nucleotides long. RefSeq names its product cellulose synthase-like protein E1. The record is from RefSeq and is a predicted model, not a curated record. The transcript has 7 exons. Bases 58 to 1434 code for a protein of 458 amino acids. Gene Ontology annotation, molecular function: cellulose synthase (UDP-forming) activity; mannan synthase activity. Gene Ontology annotation, cellular component: trans-Golgi network; plasma membrane. Gene Ontology annotation, biological process: plant-type primary cell wall biogenesis; cellulose biosynthetic process. NCBI's taxonomy places the organism in Eukaryota, Viridiplantae, Streptophyta, Pinopsida, Cupressales, Cupressaceae.